Molecule: messenger RNA, 1558 nt
Organism: Aspergillus neoniger CBS 115656
Lineage: Eukaryota; Fungi; Ascomycota; Eurotiomycetes; Eurotiales; Aspergillaceae
Product: UDP-N-acetylglucosamine--dolichyl-phosphate N-acetylglucosaminephosphotransferase
Exons: 3
Coding region: 109-1515 (468 amino acids)
Biological process (GO): dolichol-linked oligosaccharide biosynthetic process; protein N-linked glycosylation
Cellular component (GO): membrane
Molecular function (GO): UDP-N-acetylglucosamine-dolichyl-phosphate N-acetylglucosaminephosphotransferase activity
Source: RefSeq, a predicted model, not a curated record
UGCCACCUUGCCUUUCUCCAGCGCCAGAGAGAUUACGCGUCCUUAUGGAAGUUAAAUUCUACUUAGCAUGAGGCCUUGGAGAUAGGCUCACAUCAAACCAUUUGCGCGAUGGCAGCAGCAAAUACAAGCUCUCUUUCUCGCCAGGAGACCUGGCGGCUCUUCGCCUUGGUGGGAGCCUGCGUCGGCAUCCUUCUGAAUACUUUCCAAGGCGAUGGCGCGCCCUUGGUAGCUUCGCUCGCGUUUAGCGGUAUCGCUUUCGCAGUCGCAUUUAGUAUGAUUCGAUGGCUCGUACCAGUGUUCUUGAAGGCGGGCCUGAAAGGGCGAGAUAUGGCGAAACCCAGAAGACCCGAAAUACCGGAAACAAUGGGAGCCGUUUGUGCUAUUGUCUAUCUCCUUGCUCUGAUAUUCUUCAUCCCCUUUGCCUUUUACAAGGAUAUAGUGGCUGCCACCUCAGGUGGAGGCAACCGAGAUGUCGUAAUCGAGGUAGAACAUGUUGAGACUGGCCGGAUGCUACAUCGGUUUCCGCAUGGAAAGCUUGCAUCCUAUCUUUCCGGUCUUCUUUCAUUGCAAUGUAUCGUCAUUCUCGGAAUUGGCGACGACCUACUUGAUAUCCGAUGGAGACACAAGGUCCUCAUUCCCGCCUUUGGCGCUAUUCCGAUGCUUAUAGUAUACUUUGUGGACUUUGGGGUUACGCAAGUCGUCGUGCCAGUGCCGCUGCAGCCCUAUCUGGGCUCCACUAUCGACCUCGGCUGGUUGUACUAUGCCUACAUGGCGGCCGUGGCCAUCUUCUGCCCCAACUCUAUCAACAUGCUGGCCGGAAUUAACGGAGUUGAAGUGGCCCAGUCUCUGGUGAUAGCGGUUCUGCUGAUAGCAAACGAUGUCCUAUAUCUUGCACCCAUAACACCAUACCCGCAUCCGGCAACGGACUCCCAUCUGUUCUCUCUAUACUUCUUGUUGCCUUUUGUUGGAGUGUCCGCGGCCCUCUUGUGCCAUAACUGGUACCCAUCAAAAGUUUUUGUGGGAGAUACCUAUUGCUACUUUGCGGGUAUGGUGUUUGCCGUCGUUGGCAUCUUGGGUCACUUCAGCAAGACGCUCCUGCUUCUCUUCAUCCCGCAGAUCUUCAACUUCCUAUAUUCAACGCCACAACUCUUUAACUUGAUUCCUUGCCCGCGCCAUCGGUUGCCCAAGUUCAAUUCCGUCACUGGGCUGUUGGAUGCAUCGGUGACCGAAUGGACUGUCCCGCCAUCGCCACUGGUGGCUACUGCCCUAAACCUGCUGCACACAUUACGGCUGGUGCGCGUCACCAAGAACGAACAGGGCCAGAUUGUCGAGUCGACAAACCUCACCAUCCUCAAUCUGUGGCUCGUAUGGGCUGGGCCAAUGAAGGAGAACCAACUGGCGUGGAGUAUGGUGGCUGUACAGACAUUUUGCGGCCUUGCAGGUCUGUUUGUGAGGCACCGCCUCGCACUGCUGGUGUUCCGAGAAGAUAAUCUGGCAUUCGGGAGUUCCGUAUAGUAAUGGGAGUGUGGUAUAGUAUAGAGUGUUAAUUGUAAUCGAG